Molecule: messenger RNA, 1734 nt
Organism: Drosophila hydei
Lineage: Eukaryota; Metazoa; Arthropoda; Insecta; Diptera; Drosophilidae
Gene: SmydA-2
Product: SET domain-containing protein SmydA-8
Exons: 3
Coding region: 16-1722 (568 amino acids)
Molecular function (GO): protein binding
Source: RefSeq, a predicted model, not a curated record
GCCAAGUGACAAGAGAUGAAGAUCAAGAUUGAGACACAAAAGAAAUUUUUGUUUGUUUCAGUGAAUUUUCAGACGUUGGACGUUACGCAAACAAGCGGCGAGAACUUUUCGGUUUCAGCUGGCCAGGAUUUGGAGAUGAGUUCGCCAACGAAAUGCGCGUACUGCCAGGCGCAUGCCACACAGUUGUGUGCGGCCUGUCGCAACGUUGUCUACUGCAGUCGGGAGCAUCAGAAGGAGCAUUGGAAGCGAGGCCACAAAUUGGAGUGCAAGUGCUAUGAGCUGGACACCAAUGAGCUGCUGGGCAGGCAUCUGCGCGCCACGCGCGACAUCAAGAUGGGCGAGCUGAUCAUGCGGGAGGCGCCGCUAGUGCUGGGCCCAAAGGUGGCCUCGAUGCCCAUCUGCCUGGGCUGCCAUAGAAAUCUGUUGCCGCCGCAGAGGCCAGCCGUCAACUACUAUAAAUGCAGCGCCUGCAGCUGGCCGCUGUGCAGCGCAGAGUGCGAGAAAUCCUCAUUCCAUGUGGGUGAGUGUCGUCUGAUGGCUGCCAGCAAAUUUCAGUCGAAGAUCAACUAUAAUCCGGGACAGCCGGUGGGCAAAGAGUCCGCCUAUUGCGUGAUUAUGCUGCUGCGUUGCAUGCAGCUGAAGGAGUCGCAGCCGGCGGCAUUCGCUCGACUCUGCGAGCUCGAGGAUCAUCUGAAGGAGCGACUCGAUACGCCCUUGUAUCAUGUGUUGCGCGCGAAUUUAAUUACCUUCAUCAAAACGGUGCUGGGCCUUCGGGAGUGGUCUGAGCUAGACAUCCUGCGCAUCGCUGCCAUUCUGGAUACGAAUGCCUUUGAGGUGCGGCACUCAGGUGGAAGCAAAAAGGUGCGCGGCUUGUUUCCAGGCGGUGCCAUGUUCUCGCACGACUGUGUGCCCAACAUGCGGCAUCGCUUCGACGACGACAUGAACAUUGUGUUCCUGGCCAAACGUUCGAUUGCCAAAGGUGAAAUCCUCAGCAUCUCCUACACGCAACAGCUGCGUAGCACCAUACAAAGGCGGCUGCACCUGAAGCAGGUGAAAUGCUUUGAGUGCGCUUGUGCCAGGUGUGCAGAUCCCACGGAGCUGGGCACCUAUGCAGGUGCACAUGUGUGUGGCAAGUGCAAAGUGGGAAAGUUCAUCUCAAUGGAUCCGCUGCAAAACGCUGCCAACUGGAGGUGCGAAGUAUGCAAUUUGAUAAGAUCAGCAAAGGAAUUCUUGAUACACGAUGCCAAAAUAGAGGCUGAGCUGGAGUCACUGGACAAGACAGCGCCUCUCAGCUUUGAAGACUUUCUCUAUCGCCAUCGCGUUGAGCUGCACGAGACGAAUACGCACAUACUCCAAGCGAAAUAUGCCUUGACGCAGAUUUAUGGCAAUGUGAAAGGGUUUGCUAUGGAAGAGCUCAGUGAUGCCUCGCUUAAGCGCAAAGUGGAGCUCUGCGAGGAGCUUUUGGAGAUUUCGAAUUUGUUUGAUAGCGGCUGGAGCAUCUUUCGAGGUAACUUGCUGAUUGCCUUGGAGGAGGCGAUUGUGGCACAGGCUAUGCGAUUAGAUGAAGCCAGUGAAUGUGAGGCAAAGCUCAAACAAGCAGCCGAACUCUUGGAAGAAAUAACAAACAUUAUGAAGCAUGAACCAGAGAUGCAACAGUUGCUGACAGAACGUAAGCAGAUAUUGGACGCGGCGUUGGCGCGAUUUUCAAACGAGGUCCAAUAAUUGUAAAAUUAU